AUGGCCCCUUUUUGGCACCGCCAGAUAUUCGUUUUCGUGGAGCACCAAGGGUGUUGUAAUUUAAACGACGCGGAGACGAGGUUCGACUCUCUUCCACAAUGUGACCGUAAUCAUCAUUUUUACGAUCAACGUUACGCCCAAUCACCAACAGUUGAGCCCCUUUCCGAGGACAUGGUGCGGCUGGUGCGAUCUCAACUGGCUACUCUGUUUUAUGAACGUAUGGCAAACGGAUUCCUAUUCACCUUGCAGUUCAGAUGGGAAUGGAGUGAUGAUAACAUCCAAUAUCGUAUACGGACUUUCAAACAGGUUCGUUUGCGUCCUAGAAUGUUUGCCCCCCUUUCCCCCCUUGUUCGGGAACACCUAUUGGAAUACGCCGACGUCCACGUCGCUUUUUAUUUCGAUUGGUUUCUCCACACCUUCGUACAUGAUAAUAUUGGGUUUUCGCCUCGACGGCUGGGCCGGUACAUCUGGAGAAAAUGGUUCCACUGGCAUGGCGGCCGCCCGCCCUUUUUGGGCUACCAGAAAUUUGCUAAGCCCAUCAAUUUAACGGGUAGUAAGCCCAGGGAUAUGCAGAACCUAAGGGAGUUCCAUCGCAGCCUUUGUGAUGCCGUUGAGAUCGGCCUUAGUCAACAGGAGCUCCCAAAGGCAACCCCAUGGACGCAUCGUUCCAGUCGGACGCGGUUGCAGCCUGCGAAUCCAAACCCGUCACAGCUUACGAAUCUAAGAACUUAUCAAGACAGAGGCCGGGAAAUGGCACAUUUAUUUCGAGCAAUCAUCAUGGUCGUGGAUGGUCAAGUGAUGCGAUACAAAGAGCCUGAAAUAUAUCGCGUCGUAUCAACGCUUCCGGAGGUUGAUGUACUUGCGCAUACGGAGAGAUAUCGAGAUUGGCUCGCUUUCCAGCACUCGGUGCUAUUGUUUAGGACAGGAGACGAUGCACAUUUGAGUUCUCCCGUUAGCUUCCAAUCUUUAUACGACUCGGGGAAAGCAUUGCCAGUAAACAGACCAGAUUACGACGACGACGGGUUAAAUGUGAUACGAGUCCAAAUCGAUACGGCGCUCGAGUUCGUUUUCGACCUAAUCCAACGGGAACGAGAAGCGGUGCCAUCUGUCGGUUUAGCAGCCGAGAAAGAAAAUAGACAGCAUUCGGAAGUCUGCGAGAAGUGGGUUGAUGGUGUUAUGGAACAUGCCGGAAGAGUUGGUAUCGACACGAACGGCUUUACGUGGGAAGCCGUUAGACGAGCUAAGGCCGCGCUGAACGGGGAGGCGUUCGAUGCGUUCCAAGUCGAUCCUCCAUGGAACCAUCUCGGUGCGACUUCUCUACCACUUGGCUGGGUUGAUCCGCCCAAUGAAUUCUGA
This is a messenger RNA of Annulohypoxylon truncatum, 1356 nucleotides long. RefSeq lists its product as uncharacterized. The transcript has a single exon. Bases 1 to 1356 code for a protein of 451 amino acids. Lineage: Eukaryota; Fungi; Ascomycota; Sordariomycetes; Xylariales; Hypoxylaceae. The record is from RefSeq and is a predicted model, not a curated record.